CAACAUUUCCGAUACUGUAGUAGUUCCGCGCGGUCUCGCCCAUGGCCUCCCUAAUCUCACCGCGCUUCCCGCUGAGCUCGCUUCGCGUCGUCGAGGUAACCAGCGCGCGCGAGUGUCGCGACAUCCAGGUGUCGCAGCACACCACGUGGGCGCCGGCGUUGUCUCUCCAGCAGUUUCUUCAGCGCGAGCAGCAGCUGGGCAGCCAUGCAUGGGCGCAAGCCAACCUGCGCACAUGGGCGCUCGUGUCAGAGGCGGACGACUCAGAGCAGCGAGGCGAGGGAGGCACAUCUGCGCCACAGGCCCCUGCCAGCAGCAGCAGCGCGGGCCAGAGCACGGCGUUCGUGUCAGUGCCACGCGGUAGCAGCGGCAGCAGCAGCAGCGGGGAGGGGGAGAUGGUGCAGCGUAGAGUGCUGGCAUCCCUCGAGACAUACCGACAGGACGCCAUUCUUCUCCCCCCCGUCGCUUCCUCCUCACCGCCACACGCCCCUCUGCACCCAUCCGCAUCAUCACCGACCACACAAUCAGCAUCGCCAUCACCAGCGCCAUCACGCAGUCUCAAGGGCAAUGCAUACGGCAUUGCGUCUGUUUUCACGCCUCCUGCCAUGAGAGGCCAGGGCCUGGCCACCCAUCUGUGCCAUGCAGUACCCUCCCUGCUCGCCCGGUCCGACCCCUCCGCCCUCGCUGCAGUGCUCUACUCAGACGUGGGCGAGCGCCUGUACGAGCGCGCUGGCUUCACCACCCCGCCGCACGUGCUGCCGCCAUCCCUGCACGCGUUUGGGUUGCAGGGGGUGGAAGACGAGGGGCGCGUGAGGCAGGGCAGCGCCCGUGUGGAGUGGUUGCGACGUGGGGACGAGGUGGCGGGUGCAGUGGACGGCUAUGCGGCCAUGCUAUCCCAGCACCCUCAUCCCUCCGCCUCCUUCCUCGUGCUGCCAUCAGCCGCCCAGGUGGACUGGAUGGUGGAGAGGGAGCACUUCUGCGCGCAGCUGCUGGGAAUCGAGCCCCUGCCGUGGUCGGGGGCACGAUGCAACGACGCCCUCAUGGUGUGGACAAUGGAUGUGGCGCGGCACAGCAAGUACAUUAAAGUGCUCCUCUUCCACGCCGGCAGCAACCCCGCGGACACAGCAGCAGUCAUUGCAGCAGCGGUGCACGCGGCCCUGCAGGCACACAUCUCAUGCACCCCCCCCUCGGCCUCCUUCUCCGCACCUUCCUCUCCCGGGGGAGUACUGGCAUGGGGACCUGAGGCAAUCACGGGGCAGUGGCCAAUCCAGGACUGCCACCUGGCAGAGGCUGGGGUAACGGUGCACAGGCAGCCUCGCAGCAGCAGCAUCCCCAUGCUCGCACCGCUCUCACCCUCUGUUGCUCCCCACAACUGGAGUUUUAUCCCUCACGCCAUCUGGGUGUGACGUGACCUGUGAAUGUCAAGCCAGUGGAAGGCAGACUGCCGGUAGCGGUGGCAAGCGAAGUCUGACUGGAGGGGUGGUAGGUAACUCAAGGCUGGUGGAACACGCCGUCAGUGCAUUCAUUCACAAUUGCAUGCAAUGUGCAUCGUAGAGAAGAUUUGGUCAUGAUGACUCGCAUUCCUGCCGCUAAACACUCUGCCUUGCAAUGCAAGGUAGUGGCACAGCAGGCAAAACCCAUGAUAAGAGU
This is a messenger RNA of Closterium sp. NIES-67, 1647 nucleotides long. NCBI's taxonomy places the organism in Eukaryota, Viridiplantae, Streptophyta, Zygnematophyceae, Desmidiales, Closteriaceae. The record is from the annotation of a GenBank genome assembly.